Messenger RNA from Sesamum indicum (sesame), 1578 nucleotides. RefSeq names its product putative purine permease 10. The record is from RefSeq and is a predicted model, not a curated record. Gene Ontology annotation, molecular function: purine nucleoside transmembrane transporter activity. Gene Ontology annotation, cellular component: membrane. Lineage: Eukaryota; Viridiplantae; Streptophyta; Magnoliopsida; Lamiales; Pedaliaceae.
AUUUUUAUUGAUGUAUUUGAGGAAGAAGCCCACUUGCGAGUGGCGGUGUUUAAGUCAUAAGUGUGAAUAAAUAUGCUGUGGUACACAAUUCUUGAAGAUACAUAUCCAAGACUUAGCGUGAGUCAGAGGUCUUUUAAUGCCUGAUUUGACACCAGCAGACAGGUGACGGCGCCAGCGGCUUGUCUAUGUACCUAUCUGCAAGAAGAGAUAUAUCAGUUCCUCCAGUCCAGGCCCUAAAUUUUCAUUGCAUUUAUAAUAGUCUUGAUCGCCAUGGGAGAAGCUCAACAACUGCCUUUGUCUACAGCUGUGAAUGGUCUUGAAAAAGAUGAUCGAGAAGUAGAGAAGCCCCAAGAAAAUGGAGAAACGAAGAGAAAGUCUUCCUUCCCGUCUCUGAGACGACCAUACAAAUGGUGGCUUCAGAUGGUCAUCUACGCCUUCUUCGUCUUGGCCGGGCAGUCUGUCGGCACACUCUUGGGCAGAUUAUAUUUCGACAACGGUGGAAAUAGUGAAUGGAUGGCCACAUUGGUUCAGGUUGUGGGAUUUCCAAUUCUUUUCCCCUUCCAAUGCAUCGUCGCCACCAAGCAUGAAGACACGGGAACAAACACAACGAAGCGUUUUCCCUUGAUUCUUGCCUCAAUUUAUAUAUCUCUCGGCAUUUUUAUGGCUGCAGAUUGCAUGUUGUAUACGAUCGGCCUCCAAUACCUUCCGGUCACAACGUAUACUCUAAUUUGUGCUAGCCAGCUGGGAUUCAAUGCUGUCUUCUCUUACUUCCUCAAUCGACAAAAGUUCACUCCUUACAUAGUCAAUUCCCUUUUUCUCCUAACCAUCUCCUCUGUACUUCUUGUGUUCCAAACUGAUCCUGGUGAUUCCAAAAAAACAACGAAAAACAAGUAUGUAAUCGGCUUUAUAUGCACCCUGGCAGCGUCUGCUGGAUACGCUUUAAUGCUCUCCCUCACUCAGCUUGCCUUUCACAAGGUCAUCAAGAAAGAGACUCUGCGAGCGGUCAUUGAUAUGACGAUAUAUCAGAGUGUGGUAGCAACUGUUAUCAUUGUAAUAGGGCUUUUUGGAAGUGGGGAAUGGAGGACGCUGAACAAAGAGAUGGAGGAGUAUAAGUUAGGGAAAGUAUCGUAUGUUAUGAACUUGUUGUGGACAUCAAUUUCUUGGCAGGCUUUCGGUGUUGGUUGUGUUGGGCUGAUAUUCAAAGUUUCAUCAUUGUUCUCUAAUGUUAUCAGCAUUUUAGGCCUGCCUGUGGCUCCUGUCUUGGCCGUGAUCUUUCUACACGACAAGCUAACCGGAUUGAAGGCUGUUGCCAUGUUGCUGGCCAUGUGGGGUUUCGUGUCGUAUAUGUACCAACACUAUCUAGAUGAUUCAAAGAUGAAGGAACAAAGAAGAUCAUCCGAUGAAGGAGUUUCUGAAGUUGCUCUUGUAACUGAAAGAGGAUAGUUUUGCUGCAUCUGUCUGUAUUCAGUUCACAUUGGUUCAUACCAAUUGCAAAGAAUAAUUAAUCAGUUACAGGAUGAACCAAAGGCAUGAUGAACAUCACCUGUAAAACGCAAUACUAUUUUGAUGUUUUCACAA